AUGCCCGGGCAAGAGGCGGUGGUGACUCCCCGGGGCGCUGGAGCUGCCCUGGCUGCGGGGCCGGAGGGCCGAGGCAGGAGCACUGGCACCACACCGGUACAGAAGGCCAAACACAGCCAGCGUGCUCAGGAGCUGCGCAACUUCAUCGCCCUGCAAGAGCAAGGGAGGAAGCUGCUCACACAGAUGUGUGAGGAGAAGCUCCGCCAGAGGAGAGAGCUGCUCCCCGGCUUGCGUGAGGCGCUGCAGGACGACGCCCAUGCCCUGGCUGUGCUCCAGAAGAGCAAGAACCUCCCCAGCUUCGGGGCUCAUGGAUCGCAGAAUCUCCUGGACGUGGCUUUGGCCAGGAAGACGGUGGAGGAGGCCGAGGAGAUGCUCCAGGCCCAAAUCCAUCACCUGGUGAGGAAAAGUGACCUGGUGCUGCACGAGGUGAGGCAGCAGAGCCAAGCCUGGGACGAGCUGCAGAGGUGGCUGCAGCAGCUGCAGGAUGCCACCAAGGAGGACAAGCGGCUGCAGGCUCAGGGGAAGGUGAUUCGCCAGCUGCAAAACAAGACUGGGAAGAUGGUCACCAAAGUCCAAGCUGGACAGAGGGUGACCAGACACUACCUCACCACGCGGGAGGCCUUGAAGAGGGUGGGACACCGUCCCAGAUCGGUGAGGGCUGUCACAGCGCGGGGUGACGUGCUCUGGCGCCGUGUGUCCCAGGAGCUGGCCCACCUGCCUGCGCACCUGGAUGUGCUGUCUGAGAUUGCAGGGCUGUACCACGGGGAGCUGCAGGACACGGAAGUCUUGGCCUUGCAUGCCUGUAAAGCUGCGGGUGUCACCCAGGAGGCCUUGGACAGGAUGGAAACAGAGGUAUUUAUGGAGAGUGAGUUCAGGCAGCGCUCCCUGGCCGCCAAGAAGUUGCCAGGCACCAGACAGUGGCUCAAGGAAGCAAGAGAGAAGCGACGCAGAGGGACCAGCUUGGGCUUCCUGAACCAGGAGGAGGAGGGGGACUCGCUGGAUGCAGUCAAACUGGAGGCCGCCAAGUCCAAGAUGCAGAGCGAGGCCCUGUGGAAUGAGAAGAUGGGGCGGGCCAAGGCUGCACUGCAGUGCUCCCACCCCUGGGACGUCUCCAGCGGGCUCCUGAUGCAGCAGACGCUGUCUACGGGCAUGGAGCACAUCAUCACGCAUUCCCCGUGCAGAUGGAUGGAUGUGGAUGUGUUUGGCUGCAGGGGGCUGGAGGAGGAGCUGCAGGCAAACCUGCAGCAGGAAGAGGCUCGGCUGGAGCACAUGCGGUCCCAGGUGCUGAGGAACCAGGAGGUCCAGCUCCAGUUUACAGUGGGCACUGACAGCCUCUUGGCCUCUCUGCAUGGCAUCACUGUGGACGGCCAGGACAGUCCGGUCAAAACUAUGGGGGUGGAGGAGAAGCUCCAGCACUGUGGGCAGAAGCUGCAGUACCUGGUGCAGCAGGUGGCCACCUCAACCCCUCCCAGCCAAAGCCCCAACGAGGAGAAAAAGACUUUGGUGAAGAUCCAGAAAUUGCUGGAGAAAACAGCCGUGACUGAGGGGAAGAACCUGAGGAUUUCCUUGGAGGGGACAGAUGAUGGGGCCCACCAAGAUUAUUCAGACCGAGACUCCCUUCCUCUCCUCACCCGGGAAGACAUCAAGAAUCAGGGGCUUCUCCUGAUAGAAAGCAAGACGAGAAAGAGGAAGAAGUAG
This is a messenger RNA of Calypte anna (Anna's hummingbird), 1698 nucleotides long. RefSeq names its product coiled-coil domain-containing protein 183-like. The coding region runs from base 1 to 1698 and encodes 565 amino acids. The transcript is spliced from 14 exons. Lineage: Eukaryota; Metazoa; Chordata; Aves; Apodiformes; Trochilidae. The record is from RefSeq and is a predicted model, not a curated record.